AAUGCAAUCGACCAACCCUUCAAGUCCUCUUAGACCAUCUACUGCUUCCCCAAGUAUCACUAUUUUACAUAAAAUCAGGUAAAUCCAUCGGACCCUAUCGCACUGUAUUUUUAUAUUGCAAUAUCUCUUGUAGAUUAUUACUACCUAUGCUCCAUUUACUACUCUUUAAAAGAAUUCCAAAGUCGAAGAUUCUCCAAUAAAAUAAGUGAAACCCUUUCAUGACGAUAAAUUGAUUAAAUCCACUAAAUUAAUUAAGCCCAAUCGACAAUUGAGUAAAAGCCACUCUAAAAGUUCAGAUAAAAUUAUCAUAAAGGAUAUUAAAGACGAAUCGUAAUAUAUAGGUUCUUAUAAUGGAAAAGUGAGAGAAGGAUUCGGCAAAUUGUUUAAUGCAUAAGGCAUCUUGGUGUAUGAGGGAUAAUGGUUUAACGAUCAAUAACAUGGCAAUGGAAUUCUGUACAAUCACGAAGUAAAUUCUUAAUUCACCAAAUAUGUUGGACAAUUCUAGUAUGGAUAUAAAUAUGGAGCUGCCAUUGAGUAUUACAGAGACGGUUCAAUGUAUGUCGGUAAUUUUGAAUCUGAUUGUCGAAACGGAAUGGGAUAACUAACCAAAAAAAAUGGAGAAAAGCUUAAUGGAUUAUGGUUAAAGGGUAAAUUGAUUUCUAGAAUAUGAAUUUUUAUUAUUUUUAAUUGAAUUAUAUUAAUAUAAAGAUGUUGAUUCUCAUAUCCAAAUUUUCAGAGUGCCAAUCAAAUUUGAAAUGUGAUCAACAAAUUCAGACAUUCACUAUGCAAGUAUUACAAUCUCCAUUUUAAAUCCGUGACUCAAUAACUACAAUUUUGAUUUAAUAACAAACUAUUUGAGCUAAUAUAGUAAUUUAGACACUAUAAUUUAGGUAGAUUGAUAGAUGGAAGAUUAAACGAUAGUUUAAAAAUGGAAAAGUCUAUCUUUUUAAGAUUUAUUCAUAAACAAGGAAAAUUUUAGAUGAAAAAGGGAAAUAUGAAAAUUACUUAGAAGUGAUAAUGAUUUGACUAGAUUUCAAAAUAAAUCUGGAAACUUUUGAAAGUGUUACCAAGAGGUCUUGAAAGUCUAUUUACAAUUGAUCAAUAAUUAGUAUUAGUCUUAUCAAAUAUUUAUCGUGCUUCCAGUGUCUGGAAAAAUGUUAAAUUAAAAAAAUGA
This is a messenger RNA of Paramecium octaurelia, 1174 nucleotides long. The record is from the annotation of a GenBank genome assembly. NCBI's taxonomy places the organism in Eukaryota, Ciliophora, Oligohymenophorea, Peniculida, Parameciidae.